Messenger RNA from Harpegnathos saltator (Jerdon's jumping ant), 1464 nucleotides. Its product is annotated as post-GPI attachment to proteins factor 2. The record is from RefSeq and is a predicted model, not a curated record. Gene Ontology annotation, biological process: GPI anchor biosynthetic process. Gene Ontology annotation, cellular component: endoplasmic reticulum membrane; Golgi membrane. NCBI's taxonomy places the organism in Eukaryota, Metazoa, Arthropoda, Insecta, Hymenoptera, Formicidae. The transcript has 4 exons. Bases 350 to 1129 code for a protein of 259 amino acids.
CAACGGCAAUGCGCCAAAACGCGAAUUCUGCCCUACUCCUAAAGUACGGUCAGUUGCGCAAAUGCGACACACAUUUGACCUAACCUAACCCAACGUCACUGUCAUAAUGUUAAUCCGCGAAUCAGUAGAUAAUUUUCCUAAGCUCGUACCGAUCGUUAUACGCAGUUUUUUUGUCAAAUCAAAAUAUGAAUCGCGAUGUGCUGCGAUUACAUCGAGAAGAACGCGAAAAAAGUAUGUGCAAAAAGGCGCAUAUUACAGUGACAGAGUUUCCGAAUUAAGGCGUUUAUUAACCUUAAACUCGCGUGCCGCUACUAUGACGUAGAGACUGCAGUUGACGAUAGCGAGUACCAUGGGCAAGCUUAGAUUAGGGUCAGAGUAUAUUCCAUUAGUGGACGACGACAUGUCGAAGGCUCGUGUUGUCAUAUCUUUCGCCAAAGUAGCAUGGUUGACUGUGUCCUUGCCAUGUGUGGCGUUUGUUUUUUGUGUCGCCUGGUCGGUCCUCUAUAAUUUUGAACAUUCCACCUCCACGCAUUGUCAGGUAUACAAUUUUUUACCCUCUGUCUCGGCAGCUAUUGGUCACUACAGACCUCAGAGAGAUAUAUGGAAAACUGCCAUAGCCUUACAAGCAAUUGUCAGAAUUUUAGUAUGCAUGAUGUACUAUCGUUAUUAUAAGGAACAUGUUUACAAGUGGGCACGAUACUUAAGUAACAUUGCACUUGCCAUGUACAUCAUUGAAAAUAUAUCUCUUGUGACAUUGAGCUUUUGGACUUCCGAUGAGAAUUAUGCAUUUCAUAAGAUGUCUUUCAUAACAUUUUUGCUAACGUCCUUUAUACACAUGUUCCUAGUGUAUUUUAUUAUGAGGAAUUGUCGAAACGUUACAAAAGACUGGUUUGAUGUUGCUUCUUUGAAAUGGAAAUGGAGAUCAAUGAUGUUAAACGUAUUAUGUAUAAUAAUUGCCUGCUAUUUCUUUUAUAGGCAUAAUAAAUACUGUGAACCUUUUGUAUAUUCAAUGUUCGCAUUGAGCGAAUAUGGAGUUGUGCUUUCAAACAUGGGAUUUCACCUAACUGCAGCAUUGGAUUUUGCUACAACGCGCCUGCUGAUAUCAGGAAAUGGGCUUCGCAUCAUUUAAUAGUAUUUUACAUACAUCACAGGUUGAAUGUUACGUAUAUAUACUUAAGCAAUAAUGUACAUAUAAUGUACAUAUUUUUAUCUAAAAUCUAAUAUGUCUGUCUCCUAAAUUAGAGAAGAGGAUUAGACGAUUUACUUAACAAUAUCAGUCGCAGGUUCUAAAAAGUCUUGUAGAUAGUAGUAGAUCAAAUCUUUUUACAGAAACAAAUUUCUCAGAGUGGUUUAGGUCGUACGUUAGAUAUAUGCAUAUAUAUUUUAUUUCUUAGAAAACCAAAUUACUUAGGUAUACUAUACGAAAUAUUAUUUGAUUCAGAAAAUAUACCUAUAUCUAGCUUC